This is a messenger RNA of Bursaphelenchus okinawaensis, 633 nucleotides long. The record is from the annotation of a GenBank genome assembly. NCBI's taxonomy places the organism in Eukaryota, Metazoa, Nematoda, Chromadorea, Rhabditida, Aphelenchoididae.
AUGAAGGUUUUUGUCAACUCCGCCAACGGAGAUGUUGUGACUCUUAAUGUAACUCCAAAGACCACAGUUGCCGACAUCAAGGUAAGGCUUUGAAAGUAUUUUUGCUUUUGUUUUUAGGGUUUUUGAGGAUAUUUUACAUGGAUGAUUUCAAAAUAUUAUUAUCAUUAUCGAAUUUUUCAGGCUGAUUUGGAAUGUCUCGACUCUGUCUUGACUUUCGGAGCCAAGAUCUUGGACAACGAAUCCGCUUCAUUGGAAGAACUUGAAGUAGCUGAGCUCGCCACCUUGAACUGCAGCGCCCGAUUGCUCGGAGGUAAAUUUUGAUUCUUUAAAUUUAUGUUGAAAUUUUGUCAUUUGUUUACGUAGAACUUAUUUGAAGCUUGUGAUAGAUAGUCUAGUAUAACUGUUAAGUUGUCAAUUGACGUUUUUUGAUGUAAAUUUUCUUAAGGUAAGGUUCACGGUUCCCUCGCUCGUGCCGGUAAAGUUCGUGCCCAAACCCCCAAGGUCGAGAAGCAAGAGAAGAGAAAGAAGAAGCGCGGACGUGCUUGGAGACGUCAGCAAUACAACAAACGUUUCGUUAACCAAGCAGUCCAAGGACCCGGCCGCAAGCGUGGACCAAACUCCAACAGCGCCUAG